AUGCCGAACACCUUCCCAGCACCACGGCUUCCGACUGGGUUCCCAUUGGCGCACUUGCUCCGGCUGAACUUCAGCACCUCCAGCUUCUGCACGUUCUCGUAUGCGCUGCGCCCGCUCUUUCCAGAUGCUCGCCGCAGUGUGAACGGAGCUGGCGGAUACUCUCUGGAAGGCGGGCCCUUCCUCUUGUUGGAAUCACUCGCGGGACGAGACAAACUCCCCCAGCCGCUGUCCUCCUUGCCGUCUUUCUUCUCUCUGUCUUCGUUGCUCUUACGUUCCUCCUCCCUCUGUUUGUGGAACGCUUGCUCGUAAACCUUAUCCAUCUCAGUUUCGCUACUCUCCGUGAGUGUGUGGUGUGUGGACCGUCAAUAUUUUGCACAACCCCCCGGGGGGGGCUUCCCCGGGGUAGCGUUGGAAAAACCUAACCCCCCGCGGUACGUCAAUUUCCCCCCGGGGGGGUUGGUUUCAAAAAAAAAAAACGAUCCCCUCCCCGGGGGGAAAACUCCGUAGUUUACGAUACUUAGCACCCUUUACCACGAUCUAAUGCACCUACACCUGUAUACACGGUGCUGUGACCUCACUCCGACCGGUGGUAUUGAGGUCAAAAGACUCUUUGCCUUGCUGAAUCAACCAUUGCUUUUGACAAGGUCGAAAUACGCCCUCGGAUCCACGCUCAUAUGUGAACCAUGCCACUACUGUACCAAUGUUUACAACUUCGAAGUAUAAAUACUGUUGAAGAUUCGCGUGUCAUGAAGCUUGCGUGUACUGUGGCCUAGACUAUGCAUACGAAAUUUUGGUGUGCGGCUUUCCUUCUCAAUAAAUGCAACCACCGCUCCAUCACUACCGAGUGGUAUGCUCCAACAGCAAUAACGUAUUUCCUGAGAACAAUCUUCGUACAUGGACAUGAGGCUUUGUUCGUGAUGGUGGUCUGCCUGUAGGUUCUCUCCCGUGCGAUCUGCAUGCGGAGAACCCUCAGCGCCCUUUACUGCUUUUGUGUGUUGGUUUGUAUCAGAAUUCCACACGCCUCGCAAAGAGCAGUUUGUUGUUAUCCGCGGCGCGAAGGGCGAUUCAAGGGAAGGUGAACAGGAAAAGGGUUGGCGAGAGGGAUGGCUGCCUCGCCUGCUACCGGGACCACCGCCACGGACACUGCCUUUCCCUACCGCUCGGUGGUCAUUCUGGCUUUGGUCCUCACAACCAACGGUUACACGCUGACCAACCUCUUCCCGUAUGUGGGGACGAUGACGAAGCACCUCUUGGGCCUCUCCACUACUAACGAGUUACUACGCCGGCUACGUCGCGAGCUCUUUCACGUUUGGCCGAUUCUUGAGCGCAUAUAUUUGGGGGAAUGCGGCGGACACAAUCGGGCGAAAACCCGUGGUCAUUGUGGGCCUGUCGAGCAUCAUGGCGUGUUCCGUGGUCUUCGGGCUCUCCACCAGCUUUGCGAUGGCCGUUGGGUCGAGGUUCGUGCUGGGACUGACAAACGGAAUCAUGCCUGCCGUGCGGACCAUGACGCGCGAGGUUUGCGGACCUGAUCACGUCGUGUCAGGAAUGAACUACAUCGCCGGUUCGAAAGGCGUGGGUCUCGUGAUGGGCACAGCGAUCGGUGGUCUGCUGGCGCAGCCUGCCUCAACCUAUCCGGCUGUGUUUUCUGCUACCGGGGUGUUCGCAAGGUGCCCCUUCCUGCUUCCAAACCUAGUUGGGGCAGGGUUUGCUCUCGUCAUGCUAGCUCUUGUUAUUGUUUUCCUGCCGGAAACGAGAACGUCCAACAAGGCACACGCCCAAGCUGCCCCACACCGUGAGGCUUCUCCCGCCUCCAGCGCAACGUCUGUGGCCGGGAGGAAGCUACGAAGAAGCAGCAGGAAUCAGCUGCAGUACGAACCCCUCAAGGACAAUGAGGACGCCGACAGCGAGCAGCGGAAGUCCGCUGUCAGUAAGUACAGGUCAAAUAAAAAUCGCGAUGCGGCCUCUCCUACCGGCACUGAGCUCGUGCUUCAGGGAAAGAGUGGCAGGAUGACCACGAAUCGCUUCGAACCUUUGAACGACGAUGGAGGGCGGGGCAUCCAGAACGAUCGAACAGACAACAGUUGUUCCGGCGGCGAAGGAGAAGACGUACCGGGUCCGUCCCGCGCCGAAGAAGUAGAGCCUGGGAUGUGUGAGGCCGGCGGAUUGCUGUCGACGCCGAACGUCAAGAUGGUCAUCUUCAUCGCGGCGAUGGUUCAGAUGUUAUCAAUUGGAUUCGAUGAGGUCUAUCCUCUCUGGGCGGUCAGCACCACCGACGUUGGAGGCAUGGGCUGGACCCCCGCGCAGAUCGGGAAGGCAUGUUUUGGUCGUGACAGGCACGAUCUUGGCGAUCUGUACGUUGGGCAUCUACCCUCGCCUAAUCAAAAUGAUGGGCAUGGUGACGUGGCAGCGAACCGGAUGCCUGCUGGGCGUUCCGAUUUUUCUCGCCGUUCCCAACGCCAAGUUCUUGAGCUGGAACGAGAGCAGCCUCUUGGUCGUGUCGGCCCUAACCAACUUUCUCGCGUUUUACAGCAUUACCACGAUCAUGCUCCCGUUGACAGUGGCGUCGACGACCAUGGUUCCGCAGCACCAGCGCGGUAAGCUCAGCGGGCUCUUUAUGACGUCGGAGAGCCUCGGCCGCUUCCUCGGUCCGGCGAGCUACUCGAAUAUGUUCGCGUGGUCGAUAUCCCCUCCCGCGCAGGGCUGGGUGGACUACCGCUUCGUCUUCUACUUUUCCGCCGGGGUCAUGGCCGCAAUUUCGGCUCUAGGCUGGAAACUAUUCAACUCUGAAGCCCUGGCAAAGCCAGUAGGACCGGGGGGAAGCGGUGACGAGUCGGGUAGCGGGCCUGCCGCCGUCGCCGGAUCGUAUGGUGCCACUGGACCUGUGAAACAAGCUCUCAUGUCAAGCCCAGGCGGGAGCGAAGGCUCGGCGAGGCGGAAGACGAAGUCCUUUGAGGCGGUGGGUGCGUUUCGAAUAACAGAGCAAGAAAACUCGAGUUCGGAGGCAUUCGUUUGAUGUCUCCUAGGGUGGUGUGUUCUUCACACGUGCCUAGUGUGGGGGUGUACUGUAUGGGUGCGUGCACAAGUCGUGGGGUCAGGUGUCCCAGGUGCAACGUGUGGGACGCUGCAGCCUCGUUUGUUUGUGUCGUUUCGUUGGUAUGGGUGGCCGCCGUUAACCACUUGAGACAAGGGCACUGGGGGUGUUGUUAUGUGUCGUCCUUCGUAUUCCAAACAUUUGUUUUUUCUUAUGCUGCUUCUCCCAGUCACUUCAAACGCAGAAAAUUAUCUUGUCUAGUGCGGCGUGCUGUUAGCGAAAAAGUAAUCCCGUAAGAAAUACUCACCGCUGCGUUUGAAAACGUGAACAUGGAAUUGAGAACUGCAGUAUUUUGAAUCCAAACCCAGAAGGAUAAGGUGUAGGGAUGGGGUAAAGUAGAACAGAGCCAAGGAAGGGUAGGAUCCAUCACCUACACUCGGAAAAGUGGUGGGCCAACAGAAAAAGAUUUAUCGAAUAACAGCACAGGAAGUAUCCAUAUUUAAUCCGAGUGUGAGGCAAGCGCGUAGAUACCUGCGGUCGAGAGGUGUGUGCUUUGGUGUGUUUCGGUGAUGAUGCCUUUGGUUUUCGCUCGAAAAAAAUCGCGGCUUUGCCGCGAAAAAUACGAUUUUGGAACUUUUUUUUUGUUUUGUGUAUCUUGCGUGUUAUCCGUCAGGUUGUUCAUAGGGUGGGCGACUAUAUCUCAGACCCACGACGCUCCCUGCAACCAACCGUGCCAGUCGCGUCGCGUUUGGUGGCUUGUAGCCUGUUGCUUUUCGUCCCACGCGUGUCUUCGAAACGACCUGAAACUCGUGUUUGUCUCGUCGUUUUUCCUUGAGGAGUGGGGAGACGGGUGGAACUGCUUCGGAUACCCCCGUGUGGUGAUGGGACCCGUGUUGUGCUGUGACUACACAUGCUGUGUUCGUCCAAUUUGCGUAGAAUAUUGUUCUGCCAAGGCCUUGCUGACAGGUGCAACGCUUGUGGCGCCGAUUCCUCUACGCUGGCGCCGUCCCUUGGCUCAAUUUUGUUGCGUUUUUUUUUUCGUGUUUCCGGCCUGUUUAGCAAGUCUGAGAAGAGCACUGAAAAGUUGUAAGCGGAUUUUGCGAUGGUUGUGGUCGACAUGCGGAGGUAUUCAAAAACAAAUAUUGGUAGGAAGCAAUUCGGCAGUUGUUUGGCAUAUAGAGUAAUUCAAGGGGAAUCUACCAACAUCAUUGAAAAAGCGAACUUGGUUCUAUAUUUUGUGGGAGGACGUGGUAAUAACAGUGAUGGUGUCUUGAGAGAACAUUCCGUUUCUACCACCGUUGCUUUCGCGCGCGCAAGAGCAUCCGCUCGCUAUGUGCAAUUAAUUUACCUUGGAGUUGUACCUGUCCAGUCUUAAAAAUUGUUCGUGGAAGUAAAGUUGGGCCAAGUGUUCCAAAUAAAUAUGAGUUGACUUGACAGUGCCGCCCAAGGCACAAAAGUACGAAGUACGAAGCAGCCUUUUUUGCCCU
Ectocarpus sp. CCAP 1310/34 is the source of this 4518-nucleotide messenger RNA. Lineage: Eukaryota; Phaeophyceae; Ectocarpales; Ectocarpaceae. The record is from the annotation of a GenBank genome assembly.